CACUUUCUUAAUCGAGAUCAUUUUGAUUCUUAUUCCAUUGGAAUAAGACAUGAGAAAACGAAACAGCAACAUAGAUUUAUAAUUGUAUUUAUGAUGUGAUGUGACCUAACACGGCUUGGCAUGUAAUGGCCCUGACAGAACGAAACGAAUAAAGAUCUGACUAAUCUCUUAUAAUUUCAUUUAUUGGAAGUAGUGAGUAAUAUAGGUUCUUCUGCAGAAUAGUUUAUUUUGUGCCACUAAAAAGUGAUCAACGAUUGGAUCGCUUUCUCAAACAUUAUCAAAUUAAUAAAAAUACGGCAACAUGAGUUAUAGAGAUACGUAUUCACUCUAUCCGAGAACACAUUCCUACAGUGCUGCAAAUGAACAACGAGUAGGAAGAUACUUAAGGACAUUAAUGAGUUACGGAGCAUCUCCAUCAUCGGUGCUGAAUUCAAUUCCGUCUUAUCGAUCAAGAGUGUUUACUGAUGUUGCUUAUACAUCAACACCAGAUGUCAAUGAAGUUUAUCCUGGGCUCUAUGUAGGUGAUGCAGUUGCUGCUAAAGAUAAAGCAUUUUUAAAAAGAAUGGGUAUCAACUAUGUUUUGAAUACAGCGGAGGGCAAACGCUACACACAAGUUGAUACAGAUCACCUAUAUUAUCGUGAUUGUCCCGGACUACGUUACAAGGGCUUCCAGCUAAUGGAUCUUCCAACAACAGAUAUAUCUAAAUACUUUCAUAUUGCUGCAAAUUUUAUUGAUGAAGGACUUUCAAGAGGUAAGGUACUGGUACACUGUUUAAUGGGAGUGUCACGUUCGGCGACUUGUGCCCUUGCUUUUCUGAUGAUUAAGCGCGGCAUGUCUCUCACUGAGGCACUUGCUUUGGUCCGCUCUCGACGUGACAUCCAUCCGAAUGAGGGAUUCCUUCGUCAGCUUCAGCAGCUGGACAAGGAACUGAGGGUGUCUCGGAUCCGCUGACAAUUAAAUUCUUAUCAACCCUUCAGUAUGCCUUACGAUUAUAGAGAGCGGCGACAUCGAGUCCGCAGUCUUGAUCGAGCUUACACCAAUCCAUAUUUAGAGUAAAUUUCCAAAUUUACUGAAGGUUGAUAAUAUAUUUCCCAGAGUCUAAGGUGAAGAUAGACAGGUAAUUUAUAAAUCUAUUUGAUGAAAAUUUUAUUUUUUAAGACUUUUUCUUCUUUGAAUAGUUUAAUACAAGUGUUGUUUGGAUAUAGGGUAUUAAAAUGGUUGCUAGGUGUUUUAAAAAAAACGU
Papilio machaon (common yellow swallowtail) is the source of this 1244-nucleotide messenger RNA. RefSeq names its product dual specificity phosphatase 29. The record is from RefSeq and is a predicted model, not a curated record. Lineage: Eukaryota; Metazoa; Arthropoda; Insecta; Lepidoptera; Papilionidae. Gene Ontology annotation, cellular component: cytoplasm. The transcript has 5 exons. Gene Ontology annotation, molecular function: MAP kinase phosphatase activity; protein tyrosine/serine/threonine phosphatase activity. Gene Ontology annotation, biological process: negative regulation of MAPK cascade; protein dephosphorylation. Bases 302 to 952 code for a protein of 216 amino acids.